UUGCGUCCAGUAUGGCAUCGCGACGCUUGAUGAACAGUCGUCGGUUCAGUUGUACAGAAACUUGCUUGCAGAACGCCGGACAUCGUCGAGAAGUUUUCCGAUUUUCGAGUUUUUUUGUGUAGUAUGAGACAACUGAAAAUUUUGUGGUCAUUUCCGAUCAACUUUCUUGACGAUUUUGAACUUGCAAUACAAACGUAAUAGUUGUAAUUUUACUCAACUUUUCUUUCAUCCGAGUAGCCAACAGACUUAAGGCCAAUAUGAUAAAGUGGUGGUUUAGUUUUGUUGGAUUAUUUUUAACUGUCGUUGCUCGCCGAGAUGAUUUUGACCGUAUAGGGUAUUUUUGGCAAAUCACCGACAUUCACUAUGAUCCACAAGUCACUCUCCAUGGAGAUUAUAAAAAAGGUUGUGUCAGGCACGAGAACAUGGAGGGAAGCUCAUCCAGUCGAAAUGGCAACAAGGGUCCAAGAAGACUGAACUCUCCAAAUGAAAAUCUGGGCACGUAUGGGGAAUAUCAUUGCGACUCCACUUGGGAACUGAUUGAAUCUGCAGCAAAAUUUAUGAAGUCGAAACAAAGUGACAAUAUCGAGUUCGUCUUGUGGACAGGUGAUGGAUUAUCGCACUUUGCCAUUAAACACCUAUCAGAAAACCACCAGUUGGAGUUAGUAAAAGCGCUAACGGAUCUCCUGGGAAAAACAUUUCCGGCUCAAUUUGUGUUCCCAGCUCUAGGCCAUGAUGAUCCACCCUUCGAAAAGCGCCUGGGUAAAAUGUGGUCCAAAUGGUUACCAACGGAUUCAAUAAAAACAUUCGAAACUGGUGGAUAUUAUAUUAUAGAGCGCAAACCACGCAAACUACACAUUGUCGUUCUCAAUACAGAUCUUAUGAGAAGAAGCGAUACAGAUGAAGAUGCCAGUAAGCAAUGGAAAUGGCUUGAAGGAGUCUUAAAUAAAUUUGAACAAAACAAGGAAAAAGUUUACUUAGUGGGUCACGUGGCUCCAGGCCGAGAUGAAAGACAAAGGGGUCUUUUUUCACCAGCUCAUAAGGCUUAUACGAGCUUCCACAACCAAAAGUACAUCGAAAUAAUUCGGAACUACUCACGAGUGAUUGCAGGGCAGUUUUUUGGACAUUUACACUCAGACACCUUCAGGAUUAUGCAUGAUAAAAAUGGUCGACCUAUUUCAUGGGCAAUGAUCGCCCCCUCAAUCACUCCCAAGAGGAACCACGUGGGUCCGAAUAAUCCCAGCUUAAGACUAUAUAAAUUCAACAAGGAUACUGGACAGGUUUUUGACUACAGUCAAUACUACAUGGACUUAUCCGAAUCAAAUUUACAUGCAAAAGCUGAGUGGGUAGUGGAGUACAAUUUUACAUCAUACUAUGGAAUAAACGAGAUAACUUCUGAAAAUCUACACCAUUUAGCAAGAAAAUUCGUUAAUUCAGAUCAAGAAAUAACAAGCUUAUUUGAAAGAUAUCAUCGAGCAAAUACCGUAAAAGUUCUUCCACAUCCACGUGAUGAAUGUGAUCUCAGCUGCGUUCACAAUCACUAUUGCGCAAUUACACACAUCGACUAUAGAGACUUUGAAGACUGUAUAAAACGGACUGCUCUAACUAGGUCAGCAGCCGAAAGACAUCUGAGCAGUUUCAGUGCCCUAUUUGUUAUUACAGUGCUCGUGAUUUUGUCUAGUUUUCCGUAAAUCGAAUAUUACAACGUGAUUUUUUUAGAUAUUUUCUAACAGUUUAACACUUGGACUUUUAGAUAUUUUAGGGUUUUGGGGGCGAAGUGGACAAAAUGGACUGGAAAACCGAUCAACUCAACUAUAAAAAGAUUAUUGUAUAUUUUUGUGAAUAUAAAUAAAAUACUCAACAAUGUUAAAUAA
This is a messenger RNA of Dendroctonus ponderosae (mountain pine beetle), 1871 nucleotides long. Its product is annotated as acid sphingomyelinase-like phosphodiesterase 3a. Lineage: Eukaryota; Metazoa; Arthropoda; Insecta; Coleoptera; Curculionidae. The transcript is spliced from 9 exons. The record is from RefSeq and is a predicted model, not a curated record. The coding region runs from base 258 to 1688 and encodes 476 amino acids.